AUGGCGGGGACGCGAGGGGCGGCAUUGCUGCUGCUUCUGCUGUCCACUUCGGCGGCGGCGGCGGUGGUGGGCGGCGAGAAGGUCUGCGACAAAGGGUGGGAGUGCAGCGGCAGCCAGUUCUGCUGCAACGAGACCAUCGGCGACUUCUUCAAGGCGUACCAGUUCGAGGAGCUCUUCCCCAAGCGCGACUCCGAUCUCGCCCACGCCGCUCGCUUCUGGGACUACAAGGCCUUCAUCACCGCCGCCGCGCUCUUCGAGCCCCGCGGGUUCGGCACUACCGGAGGCAAGGAGAUGGGCAUGAGGGAGGUCGCCGCCUUCCUUGGCCACGUCGGCGCCAAGACAUCCUGUGGAUACAAGGAAGCGCCUGAUGGAGUUGAGUACUAUGGCCGAGGUGCUCUUCCUGUUUACUGGAACUACAACUACGGUAUCGUUGGGAAGGGUAUCAAGCAGGAUUUGUUGAACCACCCAGAGCUACUGGAACAGAAUGCCACACUUGCAUUUGAAGCAGCCAUUUGGAGGUGGAUGACUCCAAUGAAGAGGAAGCAGCCAUCUGCUCAUGAUGUGUUUGUUGGUAACUGGAAACCCACCAAGAAGGACACAUUAUCCAAGAGGUUUCCUGGCUUUGGUGCUACCAUGAACAUCCUGUAUGGUGAUGCCAUCUGUGGUAAAGGAUCCACCGAUAAGAUGAACUUCAUUAUAUCCCAUUACCAACAUUAUCUCGGCUUGAUGGGAGUUGGUCGUGAGCGCUCUGAAGAUAACUUGGAUUGUGGUGACCAGAGCUGUGGUAGGCUGGUAGCUGUUACUGAAAACUCAGAGAAGGCAAGCCGGGAAAGGGGAUGGAGCUCACCAACAUCCCCUAUAUUGCGUCGUCUUCGUCCUCCAGCAGUUUCUAUUACAGCUACAGUCGCUGUGCCUGCAGGUAGAAGAGAUGGGAAGCUGGUAAUAAAAGCUGCUGCAGCUGGUAGUAAGCUUGCUGCUGAUUCAGUAUGUUCACAACUCUUUGAGCAGGAAAUUGAAGAUUCCAUUUCAGGUUCUAGAUCUUCCUGGCGUAUAAGAAGGAGAGACUUUGCUUCUGCCAUUUUACUCCCUUUUCUGAUUCCUCGUAUUAACAUCUCUAUCGCGGCUGAGAUAUCUGAUGCUUCAAUUAUUCGAAGUGGUGUGAGGAAUGUUUUAACCAAGGCCAAGGCUGCUGGUGUGCUUCGAUUGGUUUUCCAUGAUGCAGGGACUUUCGAAAUUGGUGACAAAUCAGGUGGUAUGAAUGGCUCUAUAAUUUAUGAAGUUGACAGACCUGAAAAUACUGGGCUGAAUAGAUCCAUAAAGAUACUAAGAAAAGCAAAAGAAGGAAUUGACAACGUUCAGAAAGUGUCAUGGGCGGAUUUGAUUGUCGUGGCUGGUGCUGAGGCAGUUGCGCUCUGUGGUGGGCCUGAAAUUCCAGUAAGGCUAGGAAGAUUAGAUUCUAGCAUUGCUGAUCCAACUGGUAAACUUCCUGAAGAAACAUUGGAUGCAACUUCCUUAAAAACAUUAUUCAGCAAAAAGGGCUUUUCGGCACAGGAGAUGGUUGUUUUAUCUGGAGCACACACAAUUGGAGGUAAAGGAUUCGGGAGUCCAAUUGUUUUCGAUAACACCUAUUUCAAGGUGCUCCUUGAGAAGCCACAAACAUCUUCGACUGGCAUGGCAGCAAUGGUUGGGCUGCGCACGGACUGGGCACUCACCGAAGAUGACGAGUGCUUAAGAUGGAUCAGGGUCUAUGCAGAGGACCAAGCUAGAUUUUUCGACGACUUCAGGGAUGCAUACAUCAAGCUCGUAGACAGUGGAGCCUCGUGGAGAGCGGCUUAA
Molecule: messenger RNA, 1836 nt
Organism: Miscanthus lutarioriparius
Lineage: Eukaryota; Viridiplantae; Streptophyta; Magnoliopsida; Poales; Poaceae
Source: the annotation of a GenBank genome assembly